CUAAUCUUUCUGAGAAGAUCGUCCACCGCAAACAGCGUAAUUAAAAGAUAGCUGAAGUCCUUGCUGGUACCUCAAUAUCGCCACAGAUACCUCUGUGAACCUUGUAAUCCCCCAAGUCUUACUUGAGGACAGUGGAAAAAUCCAGGCCGUGAUAAAGAAAGAAUGAUAAUCGUUGUUGUUUUCGAAGGACAACACAUCAUGCAUUCAAAUCUUUUUAGCAAAUCUUAUCUUCUUUUGUUUGAAACAAUAGAUAAUAAAACGAUUAAUGACGCUCAUGUAAACUAAAAACGAAGUACUAAGGACCUUAGAGUCUUCGACUAAUCGCUUGCAACACGAAAAUGAUCUCAUCAUAUUACAUCAGCUGAUAGUAAAGCCGUGAGCUUACUGUAUAUUGAACUUGCGUGACGCAUUCAGGCCGUUCGAAUGCUCGUGUUCGCUUUUUUUAAUUCAACAUCUUUAACACAAUCUACUUUAUUAUAAUCAAUACUGACGCUGUCUUGGUAACAGGGUUUUGUUUAUAUACAUAUGUUUAAUACAUUGUUUGUCUAGCUUGCUAGUUGUGGCUGAGACUUAAAUCACUUGUAUAUCUUGGCACAACCCUCGGUUAGCGUUUGUUGACAAUGUGACCUUGCGGUUUCUGAGAACGAAAGGCAUAUCAUGUCUGGAGAAACGAAUUUCAAACGGGGCUGUUAUACUGACAACUUGUUUAAGAAGGAAUCGAAAGGAAAGUGGACUUCCUACUGGGUUGUUCUCGACGGAAGGUAUUUAAAAUUUUAUGAGGAAAAGGAUAGAGAAAAGUUAAUAGGAAGUGUCGAAAUUGGAGGCAAAACUAAAUGUGUUGUUUCACAACGCAAGAAUUACAGUUUUCCAUUUAUGCUUUUCGCCGCACAUGGCCGACAUUUGCUUAAGUGCGAAUCAUCUUUACGACGACAUCGCUGGAUGACAGCGAUCUCCCAAGCCGUCGAGUUGUUAAGAUUGCCCUCAUCUCACGCGGAAGAAAGCGACUUGAAAAUCUGCAGCUCGGAAAAUCAAGCACAGGAUUACGACGAUGAGAAUGAAAAUGAAGAAGGCAGUUUACCUGAAAAUGUUUUGCUUGUUUCGUCACUUCCAAAUGCGCGGGAUUCACCAACUUUACCUUUCAAACUUCAAAAUCGAGAACGAGCCGUUUCAGAAAAUCAGGAUGAAAAAAAAUCAAAUGCAAAAAGCAAAACUGUGGUUUAUCCUUUCGCUCAAAACAUUGGACAAUCAGUCCCACAAAUUUCCAAACCAAACUUGCUACACGCCUCGUCAUCCUUUGAUAGCAACUUUACACCUUCGCCUCGCGGAGUUCGGAGUUUUCCGACGACGCCCGAGAAGGGUGCGACGACCCGAAUCGGAAGUCCAUUGACUUCGGGCGCGUCAUGUUUCGGAAUGUCCAGGUCAUUCAGUUCUCUGACGUCAUCUCGAAUGGACAUGCGGUUUUCCCGUCAUAUGGUCAGCGACAGUCAUAGUGGUGAUACCGAGGUGUAGACAAAUAAUAUUAUACAGAUGUAGGAAUUACAAUGAUAAAUUUAAGUUAUUUAUAUAAAUGAAUGAGACUAUUAGAAUAUAAGAAAUAUUGUAGUUAGUAUUUAUCAAUCUAAUCAUGAUAUGGUUAGUUACUCUAAAUUAGAAACUCGCAGCAAAAUUUGUCCUGGCGUCGAGUGUUUAAAUAUAUUUAUCUUAGCCGCGCGACACCUAAUUUUAUGCGAGCGACGAAAACAAACAUGCACUAGAUCAGUAAAUUAAACAAUUUCCCACAGCAAGAUUUCUUAUCAAUACUGGGGCAGGUUGUUUAGAAGUCUUAACUCCAUUUUAAGUAAUUAAAUCGUAAUAAUACUAUUCUAAUUGUCCUAUUCUAUCGCUAAUUGUACUUAACACCUCCUUUUUUUACAAUCGACCCCAACCAAAGUUUAUAGGUCAUUUCAUAAGCGAGAAGAUUCGUUACGGCGCGCGUUACCCUAACAUAUUUUGAAGUUUCCUAACAAAUUCUAAUCGUAAAGACCUGCAGUUUAUUGGGUAUUGUGUGAGCAAGAAUUUAGUUACACCCAUGCAAUAGUUUCGCUAAGUUUAUAUUGCGAUCUUGUUUUCCCAUGUAUUGCAUUCGCGUAGGUGAAGUAAAAUACUCCAAGUGACUCUUGAGAAUUCAAUUGCGCGGUGCGUUUGAUUUAAAACACCGACUUCGACAUCCCAGGAUAUUUUCUAGUAAGUUCAAAGAUUCUUUGAAUAAUUAUCCUAAAUGAAGUCAAUUUAUAGAGUGUCUCAAAUGUGUCCUGUUUAUGGAGUUGACGUCAAAUGUCCUGGGAAUAGGUACGAUAUUGGCCUACUUUUUUGAAAUUUUUUAAUUUUGUUUUUGAUUCAAUGGUGAAAAUCUCACCAAGAGUUACCGAAAAACAAACACGUCUUGACACGCAAUUUCGCCCGCCAUAUUUGGCAGGAACAAUUAAUCUGCAAAAUGACAUUAAAGAGACCCGGAAUGGUUUCCUGACUCCAUCAUGUUAGUAAAUUUGUUGUUUGACAUCAGUUUCGCAUUCAUGCUUGUUGAGGCGACAGAAAAAAGGAUUCCUUUUCUGUUAUAAACAGCGUAAGAUGAAUAGAGAUUUUACUGUUGACAUCUAUAUAUUGAUAAAUGAUGAAUUUCUAAAUAUUGUGGGUGAAAUAUUUUUCCGGUUAAUAGUGCGUCGGCUAUAUAAUUAUAUCUAACCUUCAAUGACAUCGGUUUAGAAGUUAUAAUCGCCCAAAUCAGGAUUAUUUUCCAUGCAUGCACAGCACCAUUUUUGGAUACAAACCGCCUUUCCCCGUAUCAGGACCAAAGCACUGCAAACUCAUUUUAACUUAUUAACUGCAUGAACCAUUAGAUAUAAUAAUUAUGGGAAAAAGUUAGAAUGAUUCAUUUUUUACAAAGAUCCUGUUUGUUCGAAUACCCCCCUAAGAAACGUUCUCCAAGGAGCUAAGCCGCCUGAUUUUUUGAAAUCUCGGCAAACGGAACUUCAACACUUUUCUUCCAUGAGCUGAUUCAAUGCACUUUAUAUUUAUUAACUUGUGGUUACACCGUUAAGAACCAUAAAAGGUCAUACUUUAUCUAAUGUGCCAGCGUAGGCGUGACGAUACCACUCGAAGAGGGGACCAUAAAAAGGCGACGUUUUCUUCAAAAUUUCAACAGUUCAGCUCAUUUCGUCGCUGUCGAAAGUUAACCGCAACGAGAUCCUCCUCAACUAUACUUUGAAGUAUCUCACAGUUUCAGUCGGUGUAAUUUGGCUUUUUUUGUGAAGAAGUCAUGAAAAGUGCAGCGAUUACUUUCCUUCUUAUCCAUUGCUUCCUUGUUAGCGGGCUACCACGGCCCAAAAGAUUGGUGAAAAGGGCAGCAAAUCUCAAUCCCGGUUUCAAUUUGGAAGCGUUUCGUCAAAAUCAACUGAAUUUACACAAUCACUACAGACAGUUACAUGGUGUUACUCUUAUGACUAAGGAUGACACGUUAACCCAAGAGGCUCAAAGCUACGCUGAGUAUCUGGCAGCGAAUAAUUUGUUUCAACAUUGUGGCCGUGGGGCAUCUUGUAACCCUGGCGGCGCAGGGGAGAAUUUGGCAUACGCUGGCGGGCACACUGGAGUGGAGACCAACGCAACAUUAAGUUGGUAUGGAGAAGUCUUUGAUUAUAACUACUGUACAUGGCCCAGUGGACGCGCCACAACGAGGCCUGGUCGAGAGGGAAAAAUGGUCGGCCAUUUUACUCAGAUUGUGUGGACGACCUCCGUGAAGCUUGGUAUAGGAUAUGCUCGCAGUUCUGACCGGACCAAAGUCUACGUUGUCGGUCGUUACUCUCCUGCUGGUAACUUCAUUGGACAGUAUGAUGAGAAAGUACCGAAAGCUUCUUAUCUAUUAGACACAUUCCAAGACAAUUGUAACGGAAUAAAUGGAGCAUUCACUGCAUGGUCAGAACCAGGCCCUUGUAGUAAAACGUGUGGCAAAGGGGUACGAUUUCAAACAAGAUCAUGCACCAAUCCUAAACCUUCAUUCAACGGCCGGGAUUGCUCUGGGGAAACCAAGAGGGUGCAUCCGUACUGGUGCAACACUCAGGCAUGCGAUACAGCAGUAAACGAACGUAAUGAGCAGUGUGGAGCACGAGGUUAUAUAGCACAAGCACUUAACUUUGGAGGAUCAAAUGAAUGUAAUUUGCACUGCCGUCAGUCGCUCGAAGUCAAUACCUACAUUCAUAGAGGACAAGUGGAUGAUGGGACACUCUGUAAUAAUGGGGCUGGAGCAUGUGUGAAUGGAGCAUGCGUUCAACUUCAAUACCCGCCUUCUACCACUAGUCCACCUACCACCACCAAUCCACCUACCACCACUAACCCACCUACCACCACCACUAACCCACCUACCACCACUAACCCACCUACCACCACUAACCCACUUACUACCACCAACCCACCUACCACCACCAACCCACCUACCACCACUAACCCACCUACCACCACUAACCCACCCACCACCACCAACCCACCUACCACCACCACCAACCCACCAACUACCACCACCAACCCACCUACCACAACCAACCCACCUACCACCACUAACCCACCUACCACCACCAACCCACCUACCACUACCAAUCCACCUACCACCACUACCACUACCAACCCACCUACUACCACCAACCCACCUAUGACUAUUUCACCGGGAAAUGGUGGCUAUUCAGCAUGGUCAAAGCCAGGUCCGUGUUCUAAAUCAUGUGGUGGUGGUAUCAGCUUUAGAACAAGAACGUGCACACUGCCUGGUGGAUGCGAAGGCCCGAGCAGAGAAGUUGUUACAACCUGGUGUAACCCUCAGCCGUGCCAUCCCGUGUCACAAGAAAGAAACGAUCAGUGCAAUGCAAAAGGAUAUCUUCCUAAUGCACAUAAUUUUGGCGGCACACAUGAAUGUAACUUAUUCUGUCGAAGUCCGUUUUCCUUUUAUUACUAUUAUCGUGGAUCAGUGGAUGACGGAACACACUGUAACAAAGGCACUGGUGCAUGUGUUGAUAAUGUUUGUGUGGCAAUGAGCUUUCAACCUGGCACCGUAAUUCAGGGUACAUAUAAAGUAGUGCCUACAGGUUCAUACAAGAAAGAUAUUGUCGUUGCCAUACCAAAUGGCGCGAGUAACGUACAAAUUACCCACAACAGCCUCAGUACACAUGCAGUGGUUGGUUUCCGCUCAAGCACCUCUUGUGGUUAUUCGUUUUCAACAAAUGUCAAGGGCGUUGCUGUUACGUAUCACAGUAAUUAUGACAUCACCAUACCAGGUCCAGUUCAGCCUUAUGGCGACAGUCAAAUCAUUAUUUACGCUCUCGGUACGAGUCAAGCUGACAUCACUUUUAGUUAUACUCCAGCAAGUUAGAUGGAAAAUAAGAAGAUAAGAUAGAAAGAGAGUUGUGUAAGCUGUUGUGGUAGAAGAAAUAUCAAUUGGCCAGUCAAGUGAACAACACGAAGCACAAAAUUUCGUGGAAACACUUUAAUGAUGAUAUUUAUCAAUUUGUACAGUAAAUUUAAUUCAUC
Messenger RNA from Dendronephthya gigantea, 5547 nucleotides. RefSeq names its product cell wall protein PRY3-like. The coding region runs from base 3296 to 5389 and encodes 697 amino acids. Gene Ontology annotation, biological process: extracellular matrix organization. Gene Ontology annotation, cellular component: extracellular region; extracellular matrix. Lineage: Eukaryota; Metazoa; Cnidaria; Anthozoa; Malacalcyonacea; Nephtheidae. The transcript is spliced from 18 exons. The record is from RefSeq and is a predicted model, not a curated record. Gene Ontology annotation, molecular function: metalloendopeptidase activity.